Messenger RNA from Biomphalaria glabrata, 363 nucleotides. RefSeq lists its product as uncharacterized. The record is from RefSeq and is a predicted model, not a curated record. The transcript has a single exon. Lineage: Eukaryota; Metazoa; Mollusca; Gastropoda; Planorbidae. The coding region runs from base 1 to 363 and encodes 120 amino acids.
AUGGAAACUAGGCUGACAAUAACUGCCCAGUUUAUAAGUGAUGGUCGUUCUCUGGGGUACGAAGGUGAAAGGUUAGAGAGGUAUGUGGCUGAGCAGAAAGAAGACUAUGAAAAAGCUAAGAAAGAGGAGUUUGAACGAGAAAAGUCCAGAUUUGAACGCGAGAAGGAGCAGUUUGAACGUGAGGAUAAGGCCAAGCGUGAGGAACACGAGAGGUGGAAAAAAAGAGAUGCCAGGAAGGAAAUCAAGAGGAAAGAGGAGAUGGAACUAGAAAGAAUGAAGGAAAAGUCAAUAACAGCGGCUGGGACGGCAACACAGGCAGAGGUGCGGCCUAGAAAUGUUUUAGAUAAACUUGACAGGGAAUGA